Melozone crissalis (California towhee) is the source of this 1401-nucleotide messenger RNA. It is a transcript of the gene VPS26C, whose product is annotated as VPS26 endosomal protein sorting factor C. NCBI's taxonomy places the organism in Eukaryota, Metazoa, Chordata, Aves, Passeriformes, Passerellidae. The coding region runs from base 16 to 909 and encodes 297 amino acids. Gene Ontology annotation, cellular component: endosome. Gene Ontology annotation, biological process: intracellular protein transport. The record is from RefSeq and is a predicted model, not a curated record. The transcript is spliced from 8 exons.
UCACGUGACGGAGUGAUGGGGACGACGCUGGACGUGAGGGUGAAACGCGCCGGGAAAGUCUAUCGGGAUGGGGAAAUCCUUUCUGGGGUGGUGGUGAUAACCAGCAAGGACACGGUGCAGCACCAGGGGAUCUCCUUAACCAUGGAGGGCUCGGUGAAUCUGCAGCUCAGUGCCAAAAAUGUGGGGGUGUUUGAGGCCUUCUGCAACACUGCCAAGCCCAUUCAGAUCAUCAGCAGCACCAUUGAGAUGGUGAAACCAGGGAAGCUCCCCAGUGGCAAAACAGAAAUUCCCUUUGAAUUCCCGCUGCAGAUGAAGGGCAACAAGGUUCUGUAUGAGACAUACCAUGGAGUCUUUGUCAACAUCCAGUACACCCUGCGCUGUGACAUGAGGCGUUCCCUGCUGGCAAAGGACCUGACCAAGACCUGUGAGUUCAUUGUCCACUCCCUGUCACAGAAAGGGAAGCUGCUGCCCAGCCCUGUGGACUUCACCAUUACUCCUGAAACUCUGCAAAAUGUCAAAGAGAGAGCCUCCCUGCCCAAGUUCCUGAUCCGAGGGCACCUGAACUCCACCAACUGCGUGAUCACGCAGCCGCUGACGGGGGAGCUGCAGGUGGAGAGCGCCGAGGCGGCCGUCAGGAGCAUCGAGCUGCAGCUCGUGCGUGUGGAGACCUGCGGGUGUGCUGAGGGCUAUGCCAGGGAUGCCACGGAGAUCCAGAACAUCCAGAUCGCCGACGGCGACGUCUGCAGGGGCCUCCCCAUCCCCAUCCACAUGGUGUUCCCCAGGCUCUUCACCUGCCCCACCCUGGAGACCACCAACUUCAAAGUGGAGUUUGAAGUGAACAUCGUGGUGCUCCUGCACGACGACCACCUCAUCACAGAGAACUUCCCCCUGAAGCUCUGCAGGAUGUGAGCAGCCACAGGAGCGGCAGGAAGGAUUUCCUGGGAAUUCCUCUGAGGGAAAGUGGAACUUUGUCCAUGCCCGACUUCAGCUGGGGCCACCUCACUCCUUUCUUGUGCUUCCUCUCCCUGCUAACCUGACCAAGACUUUGCCUCGCUGCAGUUCCCAAUCCUGCUGCCUUCAACAAUCAUGUUUUCCCCAGAUUUUUUUUUUCAGGAAAAUCCUGAAGGAAUCAUUCUGGAGCUUUCUACAGCUUGUAGAAGUAAUGGAGCAAGUUCCUCUCUUGGCUUAAUUUUGUAAUAUUUGUUCUAAAGUCCUUUGAAGCCCCCUUAAAACUCAUAAAUCCCAUUCCAGCCGUACUGGGAGGGUGUGGGAAUUGUGACAGAAUGAGAAAUAAGGUCUUUGAAGGUCUAAAAAAUGGUGCUGCAGCUCUGGAAGGUGGUGCUGUGGGAUCUGGCCCAGGGUGGAUGGGAAAUGAGUGAUUUCAAAUCACACCAAGGAAAU